GGUAAGGCUCCACAGAGAACUGCAAAAGCUGCUGAAGAGUCGAAAAAACAAUCAAAUGUGCUGAACUGCGCCAUGAAAGGUUUCAUAAACAGCUUGGCUAAAGACACUUCAUCCUUUACACAGUAGUCGUAGAGACUACGGUGCGUGUUAGUGUGGUUGUUAUUGAUAAUCUCAUAGGUUAAGUUUACCGUGGAAGGUGGAAUGUUCUUUAUGACUUUCGAGUACGUUUGUUUGUCCAGCCCAAAGCUUCGCACCAAAUGCUUGUAGAAUGGAGGCAUUUCGGCUUUGAUCUUAUCUCUGAGUCUAGGAGUAAGGACAUGAUGAAGGGCAAUGCCCACCACUAACCAUCGGCGCUGUUCCUGGGACGUCCCUCAUAAGGAAGCCAUUUCUUCUUUAUGCUGUUUUACCUUUUUUUAUUUGGAAAAAAUAAAACUUUAGUAGAAAUCACGUGAUAAACUAAACAUAAUGUUUUGUUAUUAUGGGAAACGAAGCUGUUGGGACCUAAGACGUCUGCCUGCCAUCUUAGAUUUACCAUUGAUUUGUUUAAAAAAAGUCUUUAGAUGAAGAUUUUUCUGCCGUCAGUACUACCUUCGAGGUUUUUUUUGUUGGGCCCACCCUCUGUUUUUCCAAAGAGUGACCAAGAAACAGAAGCCGAACAGCAUUUGAGGCGUCUAGGAAAAAAAGGAAGAAAAAUCCUGCGAAAAGCGAGCUGUACUUAUCAGGGAAGGACAAUUAGAAAAGUCUAAUUUGGAAAAGGGAAAUUUCAGUUCGCACGAAAAUUAUUUCCUAUUGCAUUCCGGACCAUGAUCUUUCCGUCUACAUACACAGCUGUUAAGAAUCAUUGCUUACUUGGGUGUCAGAGGAAGAGUAAACAAGGCAUUGCGUCAGUAAACCAAGAAGGCGAGAAUAUGAAAUAAGCGGUUAGCCAGCAGAUUAAACACAUAUCAAAAGAUACAGUACUUGCUUAUUUUUUUUCUUCUUCUUCUAUUAAUCAGUGCAGACAGCAUGGAAGAGAAGGAAGCUAGACUGUUCACAGUCCUCUAUUUUUCCGUAAGAUCGUCGAGAUCGAGCGCUUUGCUUUUCGGGCUGCCAUCUUGCGUGAGUGUCAAAACUACUUAGGGGGCAGGGGGCGGUUUGGGAGGAAGAGCUAUAAUCCCCGACGCCCGCCCCCUCGGUACAUUUGAAAAUCAAGAUGGCCGUCAUUAACGGUAAGACGCGCUAUAUCUCAACGAUCUCACGAAAAAAUAGGGGACUGUGAACAGUCUAGAAGCAAGCCUGCCAGUGCAGGUCUAGGUAUGAGUGAGUUGAGCACAUCGCUUACUUAACUUCAUCUCGCCGUUUUUUACACUUUUCAAAAGCAAAGUCAAAACAAACCCUUUUUCCAACCUCCUUUAUCAGUUUAAUAUUUUAAUGAUCCGUUGCAAAGGUGACUGCGUCGACCAGCAACAUUUGAGUAAGGCGUUUGCUGUAAAAUGUUAUUUCAAAGUUUUAUGAAUACGCCUGGGUUCUGCAUAUCAGGGAUGUAGCCACGAGUCCGGGGAACAAUUUUAAUGUUGUUUGAUGACUGAAAUGAGGGUAUGAAGACAGCUAAGUCGUGGCAGUUUCCACCACGCCGUAAACAAAGGAACGCCCACAGCUGAACUUUAAUUCUCUUUUUUACAGAACAAUAAGAGGCGUAAGACGUGAAAAGCCCAAACUUACUCUGGCAAAUCAGGUAUGGCAUAGGGCUGGGUUGGGUUUCUCCUAUUCAUGUGUAGCCCCCUAUUAUAUCGUGAGAAAAUCUCCCUAAGGUGACUUUCUAGUUAAACUGUUCUGUAUUUUCUAACUUUUAAGCAAUGACCUAUGGUGGGUUAUGAACUCAUCAGGGGGCAGACCAUAACACUGUUUAACUGGUAAAACUUUGUUAAAUAGCCCUUCAUUGCAGAAUGGCUUCAAACGUCAGAAGAGAUGGGUAUUUAAUUACAAGCCGAGAGCACAAUUAUCCCAGAAAUAGCUUCGAAAAAGACCUCGUCACACCUACAUAAAUAGCCUCCCCGCAGACGUCCUUUGGGGUUCGUUCGUCACGCACUCAUUUGUCCCCCACGGACGUCUGCUAAACACAGCCGACAUUUACGUUCUUGUUUGUUUGAAUAAGCCAAUAAGCGGUUAGUUAUUGUGUCACAAUCAGUCAAUAACGAGCUGUGAUACAAGUGAAACGGCACCUACGAAUUAUUACUCGCUCUUUUAGGGGAAUAUUUAUUCCAUACCUAUGCAUGGAUGAGCCUCCGAAGAAAGUUAUAAGGAGCGAAUUUUUUUUGUUUUCUUGCAGCUGUAAUUUAGAAAAGGACCAAGUUCGUGUGUUUAGAAAAAGCGCAGUCGACAUCGCAAGGCUCAUCAAACGUGCUCUGGACUUUGAUGUGUCUUUGUAUUGUUCAAGUGAAUUAUUUAUUUGCACAGCUAUUUCCUACCUGAGACGACUCAAACGUUUUGAAAAAAUUACAGAAAUGAUGCAAUAA
This is a messenger RNA of Porites evermanni, 2495 nucleotides long. The record is from the annotation of a GenBank genome assembly. NCBI's taxonomy places the organism in Eukaryota, Metazoa, Cnidaria, Anthozoa, Scleractinia, Poritidae.